Messenger RNA from Procambarus clarkii (red swamp crayfish), 605 nucleotides. Its product is annotated as NPC intracellular cholesterol transporter 2 homolog a. Gene Ontology annotation, biological process: intracellular cholesterol transport. NCBI's taxonomy places the organism in Eukaryota, Metazoa, Arthropoda, Malacostraca, Decapoda, Cambaridae. The record is from RefSeq and is a predicted model, not a curated record. Gene Ontology annotation, molecular function: sterol binding.
CCUGUACGCGUGGACAUGUGCCAUAUAAAAGCCAUGAAUGGUUGUCACACCCUCACAAGCGACUCGUCUAGUUGUGUCGACAGCAGCCAUGCUUAGUUCCAGUAUUGUACUAGCUGCCCUGCUGGGCCUUACCUCUGCCACUUUAGUCCAGGACUGUGGAUCCACGGCAGAAGUUACAGAAGUGAGAAUCACUGACUGCGACAUUCCACCAUGCAUCCUCACGCGGGGCGAGGAUAUCAAAGUUGAAAUAGACUUCGUCAAUGUCAAAGCCUCCAGUACAUUGACAACCAAAGUUAUUGGCAACAUUGCUGGCAUAGACAUCCCGUGGGCAGGCGUGGUGCCCGACGCCUGCACCAGCCUCACAACUGGUGACUGUCCACUAGAAGAAAACGAAAGUGUUUAUUACACAGCAGAUGCUCCGGUUCUUCAGGAAUACCCAGCUGUGAGUGUCAUCGUCAAAUGGAGGUUGGUGGACGACAAUGAUGAAACUACUGUAUGCUUCAUUGUGCCGGCAGAGGUUGUAUAAUACCAUAUAAUGUAUAAAUUAUAAUACCCACUAAAAUAUUACCCAACUAAACAAGAUGAACAAUAAAAUAUCUAUUAAG